AUGCGCUGGCAGCGCUGGGCCUCGCCGGUUGUUACGGUAGGGACCGACGGGAGUGCCGGGGCGAGUGACCCUGAGUCACGGUUCAUGGUGGAAGCUUGCUUUGACUUGGGUUCCGGCACGUCGAGCAAGACGCUUCGAGGGAGGAGCGAGUAUGGGCUUGUCAUGGGAUGGAAGAGCCGCGGAGAACACCUGUUUAAUUUGAAGUUUGCUGCAAAGGAACUCAACCGGAACUCAAAAAAAUGCGACAAAGAAGAAAAGGCUGAGAAGGCUAAAAUUAAGAAGGCAAUUCAGAAGGGUAACAUGGAAGUCGCACGAAUACAUGCGGAAAAUGCGAUCCGCCAGAAGAAUCAAGCCAUCAAUUUCUUGCGCAUGAGUGCCAGGGUAGAUGCUGUAGCAGCAAGAGUCCAGACUGCAGUGACGAUGGGCAAGGUAACGAAGUCGAUGGCAGGGGUAGUUAAGUCUAUGGAUGCCACGCUGAAGAGCAUGAACUUGGAAAAGAUAUCUGCACUAAUGGAUAAAUUUGAGCAUCAGUUUGAGACACUAGAUGUUCAGACGCAACAGAUGGAAGACACAAUGAGCAACACUACUACGCUAACAACGCCACAAAACCAAGUGGAUAUGCUUCUACAGGAAAUGGCAGAUGAAGCAGGUCUUGAUCUCAACAUGGAACUACCUCAAGGACAGACAGGUUCUGUUGGUACAAGCGUUGCCUCAGCAGAACAGGAUGAGCUGUCACAGAGACUGGCCCGCCUACGUGAUCAAGUUUAAGUUAAACAAAGCUGCAGCUCUUUGUACAUGCUUUCAAAAUUCCUGUUCUGUAACUAACUUCACUACACUAGAAAGGUGUAUACAGUAUGGCUUAGGUGUCUGAAUAUUUGUAAUAUAGGGUACUUCACUCCUAGCUUGCUGCUCUUUCUAAAUACAUUAAGUAACCCAAAAAAUCAGCUCUCUAAUGUCCUUUUCUGUACAUUUUGAAGUUGAUAUAUUUUUCGCAAGCUUUUUUCACAAAAUCAAGUUGAUAUUCUAAGUCAGCUAGUAAUGUUGGUACAUACUAGCGAAAAGAAAAGCAGAGCGUCAUUGAUAUAUAUUUUAAAUUAUGAAGUGAUUUUUUUUUUUUUAAAUUAUGAGAACUGUUUAUGGUUGGAGAACUGAUGUCUUCAGUUCCAAUGACUGUUGUAGAUAACUUUCUUACACAGCCAAACUCCUAGAACAUGCAAAGGUGGACAGCGUGGACUUCACGGAAAAUACGCUUGUUAAAACAAAGAAGUGGACUUCAGUCUGGGUUUUUUAGUCUUUUAAAGCUAGGGUAAUUGUGCUGAAAUUAGUUGCUCAGUUAAAAAAUGAGUUACCAAAAGCUGUUUUCAUAUAAUUGGGAACUUGUACGGUGUCAUCACUUUAGUACAGGAGGAAUAAAAUAUAUUUUUCAACU
Messenger RNA from Pelecanus crispus (Dalmatian pelican), 1429 nucleotides. The record is from RefSeq and is a predicted model, not a curated record. NCBI's taxonomy places the organism in Eukaryota, Metazoa, Chordata, Aves, Pelecaniformes, Pelecanidae.